Molecule: messenger RNA, 707 nt
Organism: Fragaria vesca subsp. vesca
Lineage: Eukaryota; Viridiplantae; Streptophyta; Magnoliopsida; Rosales; Rosaceae
Exons: 2
Coding region: 120-707 (195 amino acids)
Biological process (GO): response to auxin
Source: RefSeq, a predicted model, not a curated record
AUCAUCAAGAAAUCAAGUCGAUCUAUUCCUACCCAAGAGAAGAAAAUCAAACUUUUCCUGCAACCAGAGUCCUUUCAGUCUUCAUUCUUGUUCUUCCUCUUAAAGUAAAUAUAUAAGCCAUGGGGUUUCGUUUGCCAGGUAUUGCUAUUGCCAAGAAAAGUCUUGCUAGAUCUCUAUCUGCUUCAAAGAGCUUAGAUAUCCCAAAAGGUUACUUUGCAGUCUAUGUUGGGAAGAGCCAGAAAAAGCGAUUUGUGAUUCCUAUAUCAUACUUAAACGAGCCUCUUUUCCUAGAUUUGUUGAGUCAAGCUGAAGAGGAGUUUGGAUAUGAUCAUCCAAUGGGGGGCAUCACAAUCCCAUGUAGUGAAGACGCCUUCAUAAAUCUCACUCUGCUCUUAAAUAUGGUCAUUCAGGCUAGGCAUAUUCUCCGGAGACACAAAAGCAGAUCUCAUUCCAUUUCAUCUUACUCAGAACCAACAUCAACAGCAGCGUUGGACGUCCCGAAAGGCUACUUUGCGGUUUAUGUCGGAGAGGAAGAUGAGGAGAAGAAGCGAUAUGUGAUUCCGAUAUCGUACUUAAACCAACCCUCAUUCCAAGACUUAUUGAGUCAGGCUGCAGAAGAGUUCGGUUUUGAUCCUCCAACUGGUACUGGCGGACUUAGAAUACCUUGCAGCGAAAGCCACUUUCUUCAUCUCACUCUGUUUAAAUAG